Messenger RNA from Cuscuta campestris, 852 nucleotides. NCBI's taxonomy places the organism in Eukaryota, Viridiplantae, Streptophyta, Magnoliopsida, Solanales, Convolvulaceae. The record is from the annotation of a GenBank genome assembly.
AUGGAAAAAAUAUAUUCAUCCAACGCUUUAAUGCAAAAGGCCGACGCGAUUUUAGCAGCAUCCAGAAGUGCAUCACCGCGCUUCAAUCAGAUGGCGUUCGAGACAGCUAGUGAUAUGUUCGAUGAAUACUUGAAGAUGUCGGAUCGGAGCAUCAGCCAACAGAAAUCUCGCAGAGAGCUGCUGCUGCAAUGGCGGCGCCCUGCCUGCGUUCAGGCGACAAAGACGCUUUCUUUCCGGGGACCCGCCGAGUUCGGCCCCUCCUCCGGCGAGUCGCGCUGCUUCACGGCAUCGUCCGAGGAGGAGGAGGAGGGCGGUGAUCGGUCGUCGUCGUCGGAGGAGACGAUCAUACGGGAAGUGGUGAUGAGGUCGUCGGACCGGCUGUUCUUCGAGGAGCCCGGAGAAUGCGCCACCAGUUCCUUAUUCGUCCAGCCAUGUGUGGAAGAGGCAAAGGAGAAAAUGAGUGAAGGACAAAAGGGAGAAGAAGAAGAAGAGAGGAGCCCAUUCAAGGAGGGUGUGGUUGUGGCAAUGGAAACAAAGGACCCAUAUAGGGACUUCAAGAGGUCAAUGCAAGAAAUGGUGGAGUGCUAUAUAAUUGAUGGUGAUGAUGAAGAGGGGAAGAAGUUGAAGAAAUGGGAGUGGCUUCAAGAGCUUCUUGGUUGGUAUUUGAAGAUGAAUGUGGAUGGAAAUCAUGGGUGGUCACAUGGAGAUUGAGGAGGAACAAGGAUAUUGAACAUGCAUAUAUGCAUGUACUUUAAGAAAUAGUUUGCUAUAUAUGAUUUUCUUGUUGUGUUUUUGUUGUGAUUUGUGUAUAUUUUUGUGUAUAAAUUAAUGAAAGAAAGAGGAUGGUAAGCU